This is a messenger RNA of Ochotona princeps (American pika), 928 nucleotides long. RefSeq names its product EMG1 N1-specific pseudouridine methyltransferase (gene EMG1). The record is from RefSeq and is a predicted model, not a curated record. The transcript has 6 exons. Gene Ontology annotation, biological process: rRNA base methylation. The coding region runs from base 139 to 879 and encodes 246 amino acids. Gene Ontology annotation, cellular component: small-subunit processome; nucleolus. Gene Ontology annotation, molecular function: rRNA (pseudouridine) methyltransferase activity; rRNA binding. NCBI's taxonomy places the organism in Eukaryota, Metazoa, Chordata, Mammalia, Lagomorpha, Ochotonidae.
UAGCGCCGGGAGGCAAAGCCCGUCGCCAUUUUCAAGCGCCCAUUUUCAAAAUGGUGUCCGGAAGGAAGUUUGUCGCGUUGGGACGAUCGCGUGGUCUUCAUCUCAGGACUCUGGCGCAAUUUCCGGUCCGGUGGCAAGAUGGCUGCCCCUAAGCGCGAAUUUCCAGCUCGUGAGCGGCGCUCCGGGGAGCCGGAGCAGGAGCAAGAGUGGGAUGCUACGGCGCCCAAGCGUCCCCGGCUUGGGGCGGGAAGCAAGAGCGGAGGCCGCCGGCUGAUUGUGGUGCUGGAAGGGGCCAGCCUGGAGACUGUCAAGGUAGGGAAGACAUACGAGCUGCUCAACUGUGACAAGCACAAGUCUGUGUUGUUGAAGAACGGCCGAGACCCCGGGGAAGUGAGGCCAGACAUAGCCCACCAGAGCCUGCUCAUGCUCAUGGACAGCCCGCUGAACCGCGCCGGCCUGCUGCAGGUCUACAUCCACACGCAGAGGAACGUGCUCAUCGAAGUGAACCCGCAGACUCGGAUUCCUCGGACCUUCGACCGCUUCUGUGGACUCAUGGUUCAGCUUUUACACAAACUCAGUGUUCGAGCAGCUGAUGGCCCUCAGAAGCUCUUGAAGGUCAUUAAGAAUCCAGUGUCCGACCACUUCCCAGUUGGAUGCAUGAAAAUCAGCACUUCGUUCUCCGUCUCAGACGUCAGUGACGUGCGAGAGCUGGUGCCCAGCAGUGACCCUGUUGUGUUUGUGGUCGGCGCCUUUGCCCACGGCAAGGUGAGCGUGGACUAUGCAGAGAAGAUGGUGUCCAUCAGCAACUACCCCCUCUCGGCUGCUCUCACCUGCGCAAAACUCACCACUGCCUUCGAAGAAGUUUGGGGUGUGGUCUGACAGCACGAGAGCUGUGUUUGGACCAGGACUGUCACACUGCGUGCCUUGG